Molecule: messenger RNA, 1215 nt
Organism: Rhodofomes roseus
Lineage: Eukaryota; Fungi; Basidiomycota; Agaricomycetes; Polyporales; Fomitopsidaceae
Product: Alpha/Beta hydrolase protein
Exons: 4
Coding region: 1-1215 (404 amino acids)
Biological process (GO): epoxide metabolic process
Molecular function (GO): epoxide hydrolase activity
Source: RefSeq, a predicted model, not a curated record
AUGGCUCUGUUCGAUACGGUCCCGACGGGCGCAAAGAUUCAGCCAUACAAUUACACGGUAUCGAUUCCAGAGGAGAAGCUCCAGCAGAUGAAGCAGCUCGUCACCCUGUCGCCCAUCGGGCCUGCGACAUGGGAGAACCUACAGGAGAGCCGCGACCUGAAUGACUUUGGCAUCUCGCGGAAGUGGCUUGAUAACGCGAAGGCAGAGUGGGAGAAGUACGACUGGCGCGCCACCGAACAGCACAUCAACUCCUUCCCGAACUUCACUCUCCCCGUGAAGGACGAUGACGGCCGCGUUUACAGCAUCCAUUUUGUCGCCCUGUUCUCCACCAACCCUGCCGCUGUUCCUAUCGCCUUCUUCCACGGCUGGCCCGGAAGCUUCCUCGAGUUCCUUCCCAUGCUCGAGCUCCUCAAAAGGAAGUACCAAACUCCCGAGCAACUCCCAUAUCACUUCAUAGUGCCGUCGCUCCCGGGCUUCGCGUUCUCCGACCGCCCGCCCAAGGACAAGGACUGGACGACCCACGACUCGGCACGCCUGAUGCACAGGCUGCUGGAGGGGCUCGGGUUCGGCGAGACGGGAUAUGUAGUGCAGGGCGGAGACAUAGGAAGCCUUAUUUGCAGGAGUCUGGCGUCGAGGUAUGAGGCCUGCAAAGCGGUGCACCUCAACUUUUGCCCCGCCCCCAAGCCCGACGGCGUCUCCAAUUCGGACAUCGAUGAACUAGAGCUGAAGGCCCUGCAGCGCGGUGAUGCGUUCCGCACCGCCGGCAUUGCCUACGCCCUGGAGCACGCUACGCGCCCCUCCACGAUCGGGCUCGUUCUUUCAGCCAGUCCAAUCGCGCUUCUGGCCUGGAUCGGCGAGAAGUUCCUCACCUGGACCGACGAGCCCCCCAGCACGACAACCAUUCUCGAAUCCGUCUCCCUCUACUGGCUGACAGACACUUUCCCGACCUCCAUCUACACGUAUCGCCACGGACUCGGCCCGCGCGCGGACAAGAUUUCCUUCCACGCCCAGCCGGAGAACCACAUCAACAAGCCGUUUGGCUUCUCGUGGUUCCCGCAAGAGCUGAUGCCGGUCCCGAAGGCCUGGAUCGCCGUGACUGGUGAUCUGGUCUGGUACAAGCAGCAUACGCGCGGCGGCCACUUCGCAGCGUUGGAGAGGCCGGAUGCUAUAUUGGGUGAUAUGGAAGACUUCGUGGCUAAGGUAUGGCAGAAUUGA